AUGAACAAAAACGGAACCGCUAAAAUGAAUGAUAAUCAAAUAAGAGCCGAAGGUAGAAGGUUAUUUAAACGCUUCUAUAACAUUCCUGAUGGUGUUAAUCCUAAAACUCGUAGAAGUUAUUUAAAUGAAGCCAUAGAUGCAUAUGAAGGAUUUGACAUUUCAUCAGAAAGUGAGAGAUUAGCGAGAAUGUUAAAUGUUAAUAUUGAUUUCUAUUAUUGUGAUCCUCAACCAGAAGACGUGGACAUAA
Trichomonas vaginalis G3 is the source of this 247-nucleotide messenger RNA. RefSeq lists its product as uncharacterized. Lineage: Eukaryota; Parabasalia; Trichomonadida; Trichomonadidae. The annotation marks the transcript as partial. The transcript has a single exon. The record is from RefSeq and is a predicted model, not a curated record.